Molecule: messenger RNA, 15021 nt
Organism: Nasonia vitripennis (jewel wasp)
Lineage: Eukaryota; Metazoa; Arthropoda; Insecta; Hymenoptera; Pteromalidae
Gene: faf
Product: probable ubiquitin carboxyl-terminal hydrolase FAF-X
Exons: 33
Coding region: 1204-9024 (2606 amino acids)
Biological process (GO): cell migration; protein deubiquitination
Cellular component (GO): cytosol; nucleus
Molecular function (GO): cysteine-type deubiquitinase activity; cysteine-type endopeptidase activity
Source: RefSeq, a predicted model, not a curated record
CAGUACCCACAAUACACAAACUUGCUCUACACGCGCGCGAGAUAGCGACAGUCCCUGCAGAAUAUCGUUGUACUUGUGUUCAUAUCCAAUAAGCCUGUGUGUGUGUGUGUGUAUAGUGCGGUAUUGCCGUAUUGGAUAUAUGUAUUACUCUCUCUCGCGGAGCAGCGUUGCACAGAGGAGCAGAGCUGAGGAGAGAGAAAUAGCGAGAGUGGAGUGAGCCGUGUGAAGUGUGUACGAGUACAUGUGUACCCAUACCACACACGGGUGGGACGAAGAGUCAGCGGCCAGAUCGGCUUUCUGCGAUCCGGCCGUUUUUCCGCUCCCGAAGAGGACGUCCCACAUAAUCGGCCCAGUCCAGUCCAGCAUCGCAUCGCCAGUGGCGCAGAGUCGCGAGUGUCUCCCCGUCGUCGUUCCCUCUCUGUCUGACUCGGACUACACGCCCGGGCGCCGCCGCAGCAGCAGCAGCAGCAGCAGCAGCGCCACUCCCCGCGGCUCUACGCAGCUGGGGCCUACUACCCGCCGCAGCAGCAGUCCAUGGUACCUACGAGAGUAGCUGAGCCGAGUCGCCAUUUUGUCCGGACGUUCGGCCCGGUUCUGCUCCGAGGAUCAGACUUGGUGAGCGAACCGCCCGCUCGGGACGACCAGCGAUUCGCCAAGGUACGAGAGGAGUCGACGCCCCCCGUGCGAACGGACUCGCUCGCGUCGCUGUCCCUCGUCAGCCUCGUCUCUGGUCUCUCCUGCUCGCGCGCGCGCUCGCUGCUGCCGCACCCUCGUCAGCUACGUCGUCUACGGGGACUGGAGCUUGACAGCGCGUCGGCCGAAGUCUGCGUGUAUUGCUGAUUUGUGUGUGUGUGUGUGUGUGUGUGUGCGUGUGUGUGCGCGAAACUCGUCGGUCAUUGUGCGGCGCUGAGCUGCCCUGCAGCCUCGCAGAGGAAAUCGCUGCUUGCGGGUCUAAUUGGAGACUCGGGCUCCUGGCUCCCUGCAUUCUUUCGAGCGCCGAUCAAUCGCUUCCAUUCGCACUGGAGCUCCGAGCUUUCGGAGUUGGUGCACUUCUUCGCGACAGAUAAUGUAGAUAUAGGUUAGCAAUACAAGGCCUCUACGACAUAAAAGUAUUUCAUGACACUGCUGGAUGCUCGUUGGUGGUGCAACUUGGUCCAAAAUAUUUAUAUCUAAAACGUCAGGCUGUAGCUUUCGUGAGGCAAAAUGACGAUUGCUACGAGAGGCCAAGGGGUUGGAAUCGAUCCACCUGACAGUCAUCAAAACACUAUGAUACCCAGUUCGCCUGCACAGCAGCAGUUGGCUGACACCAUGUCUAGCCUUCAAAUAUCAGAGAAUGUUGCUCCAACCGAUUGCACUGGUGAACCAGCAACAACUGCGGGUGAGGAGAACAAUCAGCAACGAUUGGAGCCCGAUUUUCCACACGCUAAGCUUGCUCUGCUGGAUGAAAAAAUAUCUAGUCCAAGAUGGGUAGUGCCAGUUCUACCUGAACAAGAGUUGGAAUGCCUGUUACAAGCCAGUAUCGAGUUGUGCAAGAAAGGAAUUGAUGUACAGAGCGAAGCUUGUCAACGUUUUUUUCGAGAGGGGCUCACAAUAUCUUUUACAAAAAUUUUAACAGACGAUGCAGUUAACAGUUGGAAAUUGAAUAUUCAUAAUUACAUUAAUGCUAAUUGCCAACGACUGGUAGAACUUUGUGUCUUGAAAUUAGAUGAGGACUGGUUUCCUCUUCUUGAUUUACUCGCUAUGGUUUUUAACCCUAAUAACAAAUUUCAUACAUUUAAUGCAUCAAGAGCAUCUGAGACUGUACCUCCUGGUAGCAAUAUUCCGUAUGAUGAAAUAUAUGCUCAGUCUCCGCAAGAUACUAGGAAUCCUCGUGGCUGGCUUGUUGAUCUUAUAAACAAAUUUGGCAGUCUUGGUGGUUUUGAUAUUUUACUCAAGAGAUUUUCCAGUGGACGUAAUUUAACAGUGCCAGUUAUUUAUGCAUUAAUAAAGCCAUUUGGCUUGUGCUGUGAAUUAUUAACAGUUCAUACAGUACAUAAAUACCUAAUGCCCAUAGUGAAAAUGGUGCCUCAAAUUUUAGAUAACUUGACUGAUGCAGAACUAAAGAAAGAAGCAAAAAAUGAGUCUAAAAACGACGCGAUAUCAGCCAUAAUUAAAGCAGCCAAGUGUAUGGCAUCACGAGUACCUUAUCAAGAGGAAAUGAUCAAGAACUUGGAAAUCUUGAGACUGAAAAUGAUACUAAGGCUUUUGCAAAUUUCGUCCUUUAACGGGAAAAUGAACGCUCUUAACGAAGUUAAUAAAGUUAUUGCGAGUGUUAAUUACUAUUUACAUCGUAAUCCCAGCCUUGAAGAAGAGGAAUGGUUGACAGCUGAGCGCAUGGCGAAAUGGAUCAAAGAAAAUGGGGUAUUGGAAAUUGUGUUAAGAGAUUCAUUACAUCAGCCACAAUACGUAGAAAAACUCGAAAAAAUUUUACGCUUUAUUAUUAAAGAACGCGCGUUGUCUCUUGAGGAUUUAGAUGCUGUGUGGGCAGCACAAGCUGGAAAGCAUGAAGCAAUUGUGAAAAACGUUCACGAUUUAUUAGCUAAAUUGGCUUGGGAUUUCAGUCCAGAACAAUUGGAUCAUCUUUUCGAAUGUUUCAAGACGAGUUGGAAAACUGCCAACAGAAAACAACGAGAAAAGCUUCUUGAGUUGAUACGAAGACUUGCUGAAGAUGACAAGGAUGGUGUCAUGGCUCAUAAGGUAUUGAUGCUUUUUUGGAACUUGGCCCAUUCUGAUGAGGUGCCCACAGAAAUUAUGGAUCAAGCCUUAAAUGCUCACGUCAAAAUAUUAGACUAUUCUUGCUCGCAAGAGCGAGAUGCUCAAAAAACUAUAUGGCUUGAUAAAUGUGUGGAAGAGUUGAAAAGUGGUGAUAAGUGGGCACUUCCAGCGCUUAAGCAAAUCCGUGAAAUUUGUUGCCUUUAUGAACCAAACCCUAACAUAGGUCACAAUCCACGAUCUCAUCAUGCAUAUUACAGGCAAGAAGUCAUUGAGCGUCUUCAGAAUCAGCAUUCCGUCGUUAUACUUGUGACUAAAAGUUUGACAACAUAUAUGGAAAAAGUAAGGCAAUUGGUCAAAGAAAAUUCAGAUAUUGAUCCUAAUACAUAUUCUCCCGAUCGUCGCUAUAAUCAUAUUAUGCAAGUGCAAGAAAGACUCAACUUUUUAAGAUUUUUAUUAAAGGAUGGUCAAUUAUGGCUUUGUGCAGAACAAGCGAAACAAAUAUGGCAAUGUCUGGCAGAACAGGCAGUUUUUGUUUCAGACAGAGAAGCAUGUUUUAAGUGGUUUUCCAAGUUGAUGGGAGACGAGCCUGAUCUUGAUCCCGCUAUCAACAAGGAUUUUUUUGUAUAUAAUAUAUUACUGUUGGAUCCAUCGUUACUCACGGAAAGCGGUAUAAAGUGUUUUGAAAGAUUUUUUAAAGCAGUCAAUUCCAAGGAGGGCAAAUUGAAACAAAAAAGACGUACGGUGUUGAUGGAUGAUGUCGAUUUAAUAGGAACAGACUAUUUGUGGAGGGUGGUUACUAAUGGUUCUGAAGAGAUAGCAAAUCGUGGUAUAGAGCUUUUAAAAGAAGUAAACACCAAUUUGGGUCCGCGAUUGCAAUCGUCUGUGAUGGCUUUUCAUGAAACUUAUAUAGCAGAAUGCAUGGACCGCUUGAAAGCUUAUUACGAUGCCGUGUCUAUAUUACGAAAAGAAUCACUUGAAGAUAAAGAAGAUAAGGAUGAGAAUGCCGCAGAAGUUAUUAAAUCAGAGACAAUGAAAAUGUGUCGCGUAAUGAAAGUUUUACAAGAAUAUCUAAAUGAGUGUGACACAGCCUUUCCCGGGGAAAGGAAAAUUCUUCCUUUACACAGGGCUGCGCGAGGCAAGCAUUUGUCCCUAGUUAUAAGAUUUGCUAAUCCUGCACGUAACGUUGACGAUAUUGAAGUUUUCACCCACACAAAUGACACACUGGCGUCUUUGAGGCGUCAAAUUUUACGCAGAAUCAAGGCUAGUGGUACAAAUGUUAAGGUAGACCUAUUUAUUAAUGGAGAAUCGUUAGAGCAGGCCGACGAUAGGAAACUUCUUUCACAAAUUCCUUUGAGAGAUAAAAUGUUAUUGUCCGCAAAGCUCAGUCAAGCUAAUACAAAUAUGCCCAGCUCUCCUGAUAGUAGUUCUGACAGUUCUACUAGUUCCCCACAUCACCCUUACACUAAAAUGGAAGGCUGUCAUCCAUCAAGUCAAGAAGCUGAAAGCAGUCUACCUGGAGUGUUAUUAUCUCAAAGAUCCCAGUACGCCAACUUUUUCUUUCAAUUGGCUGAUUUGGGUUGCACUCUUGAACAUGCUCAUUUGCGAGAUGGUGCGCGUCAUCUUUUGCAACUAGUACCCCCCGAUACCCUAACUGUAUCGCGUUUGCAAUGGUUUUUCGGACGAUUCAAGGAAGACGAAGCUCCACAAAAUUCUUCCAUCGACGAAUCGACAACUAGUGUUGGAUCCUUAUUUUUCACAGCAAGCCCAAGUCAAGUUUUAUACAAUUUAGAGGUUCUGUACACUCUGUUGAUGCCCGCGCUUGAUCCGAUGUCUGAUAGAGCAUGCGAAUUUCAAUUAAACCUGAUCAAGAGUGGCGAGGCUGGAGUGAUACUGGACAUGCUGACAAAAAAUAAUUUUCUACCAAACGCGGAUGAAACGACAAAACGUUCAGCCUACUUGACCGUCCUCAAGCUCUGCAAGCUCCUACUCACGGUCAUGGCAAACGUGAUGGCACUACUAAUUGAUGAGGUGCCCUUCACUAAUUCCCAGUCCAAUCACGACAAUCAGCCGAACAAGCAGGUGCCGAUAACGGUGUUAAAGCAGGCACUGCAUAGUGUGCCCAACCAAAACACCGAAUAUAUCUUGCGCUCUGUGGCAAUGAAGCUCGCAACGCUUCUUGCUAAUGAUAUGCUCAGUGGCAGUACAGAGCUGGACAGGUGCCGGCAACUACUGGUCCAAGCCCUGUCGUGGGAACUGCCGGAUGUGGCCACCAUUCGUGCCAUAAUUAGAUUAGCCUGGGCCGCAUCCAGCGGUAGUUUAAAUCACGUCAACGCAUCCGCUCAAGUGCUCCACGAGAUGCACGAGACCAAUGCCAGAGAGCAGAGGAACCUGGAUAACAACGAUGUAUUAGUAUGUAAAGAAGCGCUGGAAGUAUUAACGAUAGCUCUAGUACUCAACCCAAAAGCAUUGGAAGAUUUGACGAAAGACUCUAUGCGGCAUAACGCAGCUGAAAACGUCAUGUGGAAUACCUUUUUAAUAGACCUUGUACUAGUUAGCACGUCGCGGGCGAUUCGCGCAACUGCUGCAGAGCAAUUUUUACUAAUUUCCACGUGGUGUAGUAGUGGGCAUCAGGCUCUUCAAUUUUUUAUCACUCGCCUAUUUCCAGUCAUCAAUACCACAGUAAUGGAGUAUGCUAAACAAAGUCACGAAUUUUUUCAAUUGUUGUGUAGGCUAUUGAAUUAUGCGCAUAUAUCUGGUUGUCCAUUGUCAUCGGCUGAAAAUUGGUUGAACAUUGAAAUCGUAUGGCUCAAAGAAGUUCGCGACCGAGUCCAAGAAUUCGGAGAUGGACAAAUGGACGAAGCCGUUCUCGAAGGUCAUCUAUGCCUAACCAAGGAGCUGCUAUCGUUUCUACCACCUAGUAAAAAAUAUGAGUUGGGAUCCGAUGAAAAACGGGGCAUCAAUUUAAUCAAGGAACUAGUGCAAGACUUCAUAUUCCCAGCAUCAUGCUAUAUGUUGCAAUUGCGCAAUACAGGCGAGCUGGGCUCGUCGCAGUCUUAUGCAGUCUGUACAACUCCCCAGUCGACCAGCGCGGCCUUCGACUUGCUCGUGAGCCUGUGCACGGGUUGCGUACCCAAUAUGAAACUUCUAGUCACCAUGCUUUGCGAAAUGUUCUACUCGGAAAAGGACGAGCCCCUCGUUGAAUGGGACUACCUACCAUCCGUUGGUUCCCGGCCGCCCAUGGGCUUUGUCGGUUUGAAAAAUGCCGGAGCGACCUGUUACAUGAACUCGGUUCUUCAGCAGCUCUACAUGGUUGAGAGCAUUAGGGUAGGCCUACUUGCGGCGGAAGGUGCAGCUACCGAUUUGAAUGAGGACUUCUCGGGUGAGGAGCGGAUCGAGGGCGAGCAAACGAUAGAGGCAACGGAUAAUGACACCAACGAGGAAAAGUGCAGCGCUGACGAGUCGCGAAAAGAGUACAACAUUGGCAUUCUGAAGCAAGUUCAAGCCAUUUUCGGACACUUAGCGCAUAGCAGGUUACAAUACUACAUUCCUCGUGGGCUUUGGAAACACUUCAAGCUCCAAGGUGAACCUGUGAAUCUUCGGGAACAGCAAGAUGCUGUUGAAUUUUUCAUGAGCCUAGUAGAGAGUUUGGAUGAAGCUUUGAAAGCUUUGGGUCACGAGCAAAUCAUGAGCAAAAUUCUUGGUGGUUCUUACAGUGAUCAAAAAAUCUGCAAAGGCUGUCCUCACAGGUACUCUAAAGAAGAGCCUUUUAGUGUAAUAAGCGUGGAUAUUAGAAAUCAUAGUAAUUUAUUGGACUCUUUGGAGCAAUACGUCAAGGGAGAACUGCUUGAAGGAGCAGACUCAUAUCACUGUGAUAAAUGUAACAAAAAAGUUGUGACAGUUAAACGAUUGUGCGUCAAAAAACUACCCCCUAUUUUGGCAAUUCAGUUGAAGAGAUUUGAGUACGACUUCGAAAGAGUUUGUGCUAUCAAAUUUAAUGAUUACUUUGAAUUUCCAAGAGAUCUCGAUAUGGAACCUUACACGGUCUCGGGGCUCGCCAAAUUAGAAGGAGAGGUUAUAGACUGGGACCAUGAAGAGGCAAUCAAAGGAACAUGUACCAAAUAUCAACUGACUGGUAUUGUAGUUCACAGUGGACAAGCCAGCGGGGGUCACUACUACUCUUACAUUUUACACAGACAAAGUGAUGGAACAGGAAAAUGGUAUAAAUUUGACGAUGGUGAUGUAACAGAAUGCAAAAUGGAGGAGGAAGAAGAAAUGAAAUCCCAAUGCUUUGGCGGCGACUAUAUGGGCGAAGUGUUUGACCAUAUACUCAAGCGAAUGAACUAUCGAAGACAAAAGCGGUGGUGGAAUGCAUAUAUGCUUUUUUAUACUAGGAAUGAUGUGCAACCAAAUCCCCAAUUAAAGAAAGUGAAUGAAUUAUCAUUGUAUACCAAAUUGGGAGUCACUAAAAUGCCACCAGCAAUCGAAAUGAGCGUGAGGAAGCAAAAUAUUAAGGCUAUGCAUACCCGAAAUCAAUUCAACACGGAAUAUUUCCAAUUUAUAAGAAAACUUGUAUCGUGUAAUCCAUAUAAUGUCAGACAAAGCCCAGAAAAAAUGAGCCCAGAAGCCGAAGAAUUGUCGAUGUUAUCCAUUCAACUGGCUUCAAAAUUUCUGUUUUAUACAGGCUUUCACACAAAAAAAGCUUUGCGUGGGACAGCGACUGAUUGGCACGAUAUCUUGUGCCAUCAUUUGUUAGGAAGUAAGGCAGUGCGUUCUUGGUUUGCUCACAACGUUUUAUUCAACCAUCCCCACAGAUUUUGUGAAUAUCUUCUGGUCUGUCCAAGUACAGAAGUAAGAAAUGCCUUUUUGAAAAUCUUAGUUUUCUUGGCUCACUUUUCUCUUCAAGAUGGACCUUGUUCACCUCCUCUAAAUGCUCCAACUAUGCUGUUAGACCCAACGGCAACUCUCAGUGAUCACCUCUUGCAUGCAGUACUUAUGUUGCUACAUCGGGAAAUUUCGGAUAACGGGCGUCACUUGCCACAUUACUUUGCAUUAUUCCUAACAUAUGCAUCAAUUGGCCUACCACAAAGGCUUCAGUUAUUAAAAUUGAACGUGCCAGUGACAUUCAUGUUGGUAGCGAUUGAUGAGGGACCUGGUCCCGUUAUCAAGUAUCAAUAUCCCGAAUUGACGAAACUUCAUCAAGUAGUGAGCAUCCUGAUACGUUGUUGUGACAUAUCGUCCAGAGCACAGACAAGCGACGCCUCCAAUAAUCCGCAGCCGCUGCCGAAUCCCUAUGGUGAUCCGACUUGCGGUCAAGAUUAUUUAAUGCCAAUUCAACCUCAAGCUGCGGAGAUUCUGUUCACCCGCACAAGUUACAUGAAAAAGCUAAUUGAGGAUGCAAGCGUAACUGAGGAGACCGUCAAACUUCUGCAGUUUUGCUGCUGGGAGAAUCCUCACUUUUCACGAACAGUUCUUAGCGAAUUGCUGUGGCAAAUUGGCUUUGCCUAUACUCAUGAAUUGAAGCAUCACACUGAUCUUUUGUUGGAGAUGCUACUUAUUGAAGAUUCCUGGCAAUUACACCGCGUGCACAAUGCAUUGAAAGGUGUUCCAGACGAACGUGAAGGCUUGUUUGAUACAAUACAAAAGAGUAGAACUCAUUAUCAGAAACGAGCGUAUCAGUGCAUUAAAUGUAUGGUGCAAUUAUUUAGUAAGUGCAGAUCUGCUCACCAAUUUCUGUAUCAGAAUGCCGAGUUAAAGAAAAAAUGGGCACUUGCUAUUGAGUGGCUUCAAGAUGAAUUGGACAAAAGGCCUUAUACUUCAACUGCUCCAUAUACACAUGCCUACAACAAUUGGUCCCCACCAGCUCAAUCAAACGAAUCAACUAAUGGCUACUUUUUAGAACGCAGUAGCAGUGCUAAAAAAACCUUAGAAUUAGCUUUCGAGUUAUGUCCAGACGAGGAACCGGAAGUCGAAGAAACAAGUGAAGACGGCGUCCAAGAAGCAUCUGAAAGUUAUAAUCGACAAUCUGACAAUAGUAUAACGCGAAGAUUAGAAGAGUUACGUCAAUUCAAUGAGACAUCCAACGACCUUAAAUUGAAGGAGUACCAUGGAUUACUAUAUUCAAGGUUAAAACAGUCAAGAAAGAUGUUACAAUCAGAAUAUGAACAGCAGCAAAAGCAGCAACAUCAGCAACAGGAACAACAGCAACCUGGACCUUCACCAGUGCAUACGACUCAUUGCGACACCUCACCAAGUACCAACCAGGAUCCAUAAUGAAUAAUGAACGGAGAUAUCCUGUGUGGCCCGCGCGCUGCCUCUGUGAGAGCAGCUGGGAUUAUGUAGAAUUACCUGGGCCAGCGUGUUGGAUGUUAAGAAAGAUACAACAGGUUGGCAUGUACAUACAGAGCAAUUAAGGAGAUACGACAACCUGUUAUCCGAAACUCGAAGCUUUUUCUUUCUUCAACGAUAACCAAUACUGAUUGUAAACAUGUUGGUACUGGUGGAUACCAUAUUGAUUCACGAAUAUUUGUGUAUUACAAAUUUUCGGGAGCAUGCAGGUUUACGCCGAUUAUGACGAGAGUGCAAGGCGUUUUAAGACAAAGAAAAAUUAGGAGUGAAAAAGAAUCCAAAAGCGAAAAAGCAGAUGGCAGAAUGAAAGUGAAUUUCGAAAAACGAGUGAUUGAGUGAGAUAUGAAGCGAACGUAAAUACAAGACGAACGUGUGCGCGAAAUGUAAGUGACAAACGAUUGUAAUACGUAAUUAGUAACAUAGUGUUGUGAUCUUGACCGAAAAUCAACCGGCUAAGGCAAAAGUCAACUUGCUGUGCACUUGGUAAAACAUCUUAAGAACUAGUUAUUGAUAAGCACAUCAACGACUUGGUUUUUUUCAUAAAGAUCGCAGGAAACCAAGCUUUACUCAAAUAAACACUAGCGGUCGGUCCUCAGUCAAGUUUUUGAUGAAUUAUAUUUUCACAGCAAACAUGAAAAUUUAUUUCUAUCGUACUUAAGUUAAAGUAAAGAAUAAAACGAGCAUUUUUAAAUAUUGUAUAUUAUAAUUUACUAAAAAUUUUACGAUAAAAAAAAUUGAUUUCGAUUUUUUUUUUAAUAAAAAUAAGGAUAUUAUCAUGAGACUGAAUUUUCAAGUACUAUUUCACUUUUUGGGUCACUAAUAAAUCCAAAAAUUAUAAAAGCUUUAAUUUGAAUCAAAAAAUUUUCGUAAACUAGGAAUCAUUGAGACAAGCAAAUGUACCUAAACGUUUGAAUAAGGUUAUGUUUUAAGAACUUUCGAAGUUUGAGAAAUAAAGCAAGGAAUUAGCUGCAUCAAUUAAGAUAUAGUGUACGCUCAUUAGAACUCUGGUCAUUUUCUGUGAAAAAGUCACGCAACAAGUACUUGAAACACUGAAUCCUCAUGAAAUAAUCCAAGCUUUGAUGUAAUUUAUGCAGUUAUUUAUGAAUAAUAUCAAUAAUGAAAAAAAAAACCAAGUCAGCCGCCAAUAUAAGUCUGGAACAAAUUUGUUUCAGUGUACACGAAGUCAUACUAUAAAUAGUGGACAUUUAAAGUUGGAAUGCCAGGAUACAAAAAAGAAGAAGUGUCGAAUCUAUUGUCAUGUUUGUAACUCAAUCGAGAAAACAUACCAAACGAAUGAUAGCUUUUUAAAAUGCAUUAUUGAAAGAUAAAAUCAAUUUUGAAUGCUAAUAUUACCUAAUCUUGAUUGGAUAUGUACAUAUAAAACUGCUUUUUUACGUGUGAUAAAAAUUUAUUCUAUUCUUAUUACACUCGGGGGCGAGUUGAUACGCUAGCGUAAAUCCUGGUUUUUGUAAACAAACAUUGUAUGAUAUGUUUUUUUACAUUUAGGAAAUGAAACAAGCAGCAAGUGUAGUUGAUAAUAUUAUUUAAUUUAUGAUUAAUUCAAAACUGUUCGGUAAAAGUAGCGCUAUGUCUUGUAAUCGACAACAAGUGGGUGGAACCAUAGACAUUGAUUACGUACAGAAAAGAACGAGCAAUUGGUUGCACUGUGUUCAGAAAUCGUGGUGUCAUGAACUAGUGUCAUUUUUCUAUUAUAAUUUUUUUUUAUGCGCAUGCAAGUCUCGAGUACGAAUCACACAAGAGAUUUUACCAAGGAUAGACAUGAAAUUUUGUCGAAAAACGUAAUGCAAGCCAAGUUGCGCAUGUUUUUUUAAAUACUUCCACGAUAUGGAGCCUACUUACAACAUAAAUUAAAACAAUUCUUUAGAAAAGUAUUUUUUUAGAUGUGCGCGACAAAACAGCAGCUUCAUUAAAAAUAGAAAAGAAAAACUUGACUCAAUUAGAAGGGAUGUCUCGAGGUCACUUUGUAAUAUGUAACGUCAAUGUAUGAUUGUGCUUGUGUUUUUCGUAUGAGCGUGCGUAUGACAGAAGUGUAAUUGAAAGAACAGUAUAAAAUAAGCAAAACGAUGCAGGAUAAAAAGUAAUAACGAAGAAAAUAUUGAAAGCGGUUGAUCGCGCGAUGAAAACGAAAUGACUUGAAAUAAUAUUUCAUGCAUUGAUUAUGGAGAGUUUUUGUCGUAUUUAAAAAAAAUUGUUGCCUAUUACAAGUUUAAAAACUAAUUGAAUUCUCGUUACAUUAAAGGAAUUGUACUUUUUAAUUGUUAUAUUAAUUAAUUAUCGAACACUAUGAGGAAAAAGUACGGGAUCAGUUUUUUUUUUCACGCGUGAAAAUGAGCGUUUGUGGUAGCGCUUUCAUUGUGUUUGUCCUACUUUGUACAUCCGAUUUUCUUAUUUGCUCUUAAAGGCUUGGCGAAGAGAAAAAAUGAGUAGUGUUUGAUAUUUGUUUUAAUCUACCUCGAACCAUGUUUCUUUCUCGCUUGCGAGAACAUGUUUUCAAGUCUUGGUUACCGAAUAAAUGCCAAGAGAGACAGACUACAAUAGAUACUGUGCAAAAAUAUGACAGAAAAUGAGAGGGAAAAAUCAAGUCCGAGUUCGCGUUUCAGUUCAACUUAGCACAGAUAGAAAUAUUUUACAGCGAGAAACUGGGAAAGAAAUAUGAUUGCAAAUCCUUUAUCGAGCCAGUGGUACUUGGUACAGCCACAGGCUUGAAAUAAAGUUGACAUGAUAACCAUUUCGAAUAAACAAUAACAAAUUCUAUGAUAUGAAACCGAGCGAUUUCCAGUUUUUUAACUCUAUAAGCGAUUCGCGCAGAAAUAUAUUGUAAUGUGUAAUGAGAGCGAUUUUUUUGUGUUUUUGUACUGACGCGCUUGAUACUAAUUCGAAUUUCGCGAUUGUUGUAUCGAUGUACAAUUUGCCACGAGUUUUCUAUACUUGUUUUAGUAUCGAUUUUCUUGGAUGCGGAUAAACGAAAAACGGCAAAUUGCAUUUCGAUACCAAAAUGUUCACUGCUAAAUAUUUUAAAAGCAUGUGGUUGUUGUUUACUGACACGAUUAUCGAUUAUUAUUGUAUGAAAUGAUUUCUUAUAUGCAAAUAAGCACGUUGAGAAGAAGCGUACUGCAGCAUAAUUUUGUAAUUUUCAUAGAAUGUUUCGUAAUGAUUAGCCAUAACUUAUUAUAGCAAAAGAAAAUUUCUUUUGAUGUAGAAUACGAUAAUCAUGGCAAAACAUUUUUUAGUACUGUAAUAAAAUUUGCCCCAGUGCAAGUGCUUAAAUCCAAGACUAUAUUUUUUUAUGCAUUAAAUUAUGUUGUGAAAUUUGAAGUUUGUCUAUUUUUACGAAUUUCCAUCGAAAUGCAGUUGCAGAGGAUUGAAAAGAGAUAUGAAGAAAAUUCGCAAAGCCAUUAGGAAGAUAUUGGAUACAUUAAGAAUUUAGUAGUGGACAUUUUCCGCGUGAUAUCCAGAACGAGACUUCGGAAUAUACCCAAGUGCAUUUUUUAAACUGUGCGUUUCGGGAUACAUUUUUUAACUUUAUAUAAUUCAGGCCCGAGUAAAAAUUAAAUUACGAAAUAAAAAAUCAAAUUCAUAAUUGUACAUAUAAGCAUGACGUUAAUAAUCUACAGUGCGAUGCGAACAAUGAGAGAUCGAAGAAAUCUCGAGAGUUUGAUUAAUUAAUCAUUAUUAUAGGCGUAAUUAAACACGGAAAAAAUAAACGUAACGAAUUCCUGCUAAGCGAUUUUGCACACAAUAAUAUACUUACAUUAACUAGCGUUGAAAUUCAUCUUUAAAAAAAAAAUAUAAUAAUAAUCGUCCUUUCCUGUAGGUACGCACCGCGGCAAAAACAGGAAACUGCCUAUAUACAUUAUUAUAAUUAUAAAUACGAUCAUUAUUACUAUUAUCAUCAUCAUUAUUAUUGUUGUUAUUAUUAUUAUUAUUAUUAUUAUUAUUAUUAUUAUCUUGCGUUUACUCUCGUACUUGUACCUCUGAAUUUCUUGUUUAUAUCUUCUAAGCGUACCAUCGAUUUUAAAGAACAUUUUAAGUAAUAUUUAUUCCAACGUUGUAUUUAAAGUAUCGCAAGUAAAAAUCGAUUGUUAUCGAACGAAGUUUUAAGGGUCUGCCAUUCCAUUAUAGUUCUCGAGGCGCUGAAUGAAAAAAUCGCGUUGAAACGGAAUUCUAAACACACUUUUUCAAGGUUAAAAACAGCAAAAAAAUUCUAGAGUCGCCAUCAAUCUUUUAUACUUGCGUGGGAAAAAUAUAGUCGAAGUUAACUCGCGAAUCGAUGUGGUUAAAAGUGCAGAAAAGACAAGCAAACAAAAAGACGAUAUUCCUAUUAAGUAUCACUCAUAUACUUAUAAUAUUCCGUAUAAAUAUGUCGCUCUUGUAAAUAAUAAAAUCUAUUUCCAUACCGCGUAGUAAUUGCAUUGAAGAAAAAGAAAACGAGAUACGGGAGAAAGAAAGAAAUGCUUUGCUUAUUCGAGUUCUUUCACAUUUCACGGAGAGACACGCAUUAUUUAUAUGAUAUAUACGCAUUCACACUCGGGACAGAAAGCGUAAGUCAGCUAUACAUAUAUAAUGAAGAAAAGCUGCUGCCACGUGCCAAGAAUGUGCUUUGAGCUCAGUAGUUAUACCGACACUUGGCCCUUGUUAAAUACACAAUGUAGAAUAAAAGUAAAUAAAUAAAUUGCUUCUCUACGUGGAUCUUUACUCAACAAUUGUUAAUAUGCUCUUUUUACGCAGCUUUCAAGCUUUUGAAACGUUUCAAUUGGUCCACAUGAAGAGUACAGCUUCGGCAUGGCCCAUAUGAUUGUAAUAUAGUAUGAUCGUAUUACAAGCACCUCUUCACCAUGUAUACCGCGUGUACAUUUUCACGUUAUUUUCACGAAUGUAUAAAAAGUUUUAAAUGAUUUAUAAAUAUAGAAGUCGAGAUAUAUCAUAAACAGCUCUUUUGAGUUGGUAAUUCAUACAGCAUAUUAUUUUAUUGUAUUACGUUUAUUUAUUUUAUUUCGUUUUAGCUUAUUUUACUUUAAACUUUCUUUAUCACAUAAUAUCCUCCGAUGUGUGCGCGUAAAGAUGCGUCGGAGAAUUGCGACCAAACACUACAUAUAGGCACGUCGCAGCAGCAGGAGACCACGAGAGAUUUUGUAGACGAUAAUUAUUAAUUGAAGAACGUCACGACACGCGUACUACCCUUAUGUAUCGCAAUGCAUAUUAUAUUAUAUAAGUUUCUUCCCGACCUGACGCGAUCGGGCCGAAACCGUGUAAAAAAGUAUGAAAAAUAAAAAAAAAUACCGACAAAAGCUAAACAUACAGUAAAAUCUUUUUGUAAUAUUUGUUAAUAGAAGCGCAUUUAUGUACGCAUUUUUGUUGGUUGCCUCUGAGAAUGAAAAAAAAAAUUAUUAUAAUGUAUAACCUCGCGAUUAUUUAUAUACACACGCAUGACACGAAGUAAGAAAAAAAAAUUAACAAUAACUAUCAUUAGGAGAAUCGACGAGUAGUUCCGAGCCUGCGACACGAAUCGAUAUUAUGUAGGUAAUUAUCACGAUGUCAUUAAUUUUAUCGAAGCAGAAACGAAGUAUAAAGGUGAAAAAAAAAAUAAUUAAAAAAAAAUGGAAGUAUAUUUAUAAAAAGAUGAGAGGGUAUGAAGAUCGAAGUAAGCAGCCGUUAUUGUAUCAGCCUCGGAGAAAUGAGAGAACAUGUGAGCGAGUGCGGCGAUGAUAAGAAUAUGACAUGAGAGAGUGUGUGCUUGUGUGAGAAAAAGAGAGAAAGAGCUGAGAAAACUAUAACUCUGUCGGAGCUCUUGGACUCCGGUGAAGUUGCUCAUAUAUAUUAUUUAUUUUGAAAAUGCGGAACCUUGGCGUUUUGUGUAACAAUUAUUUCUCAAGAAUGUAAUAAAAACCGUUAAACUUAUCA